Molecule: messenger RNA, 1599 nt
Organism: Monoraphidium neglectum
Lineage: Eukaryota; Viridiplantae; Chlorophyta; Chlorophyceae; Sphaeropleales; Selenastraceae
Exons: 3
Coding region: 1-1599 (532 amino acids)
Source: RefSeq, a predicted model, not a curated record
AUGAAAUGGAUGACGGAGGGUCUUCAUAUGAGACGAGCAGCGGCGUCCAGGCCCCAUGCGGCCUGGGUUGCCGCAGCCGGGGGGGACUCCAUCGGUCCUCUGGGCCGGCCGCGCCUGCAGCAGCGGCCGCGGCAUGCGCCCCAAACGCCGCUGCAAGGCGGAGAGGCCCCACCCAGCAUCAGUGGCGGUGAUGCAACAGCUAUAGGCGCGUGGCCGCCUGCGAUCCUGACGGCGAAGCAGGCGGUUGAUGCAGCGCUGCCGCGGCCGCCGCAGCAGCAGAGUGGAGACCGCACCACUGCCAGCGGACGAGGCGGGGGCCCGCCUGCCUGGCUUACAGGCGGGGGCGCCCAGCCGCGCGCUGGGCGAGCUCGGAGGAAAACUCCUGAGGCGCACAGGUGGGAGGCCGUCGUCGUGGGCCCCGCCAACGAGGCGUCCCGCACGGCAAACUACCUGAUCGGUGUGCUGCGCCACGCCAGUGCGGCCCACGAGCGGUGGCUGGCGCACCGGAGGGGGCGGCAGCAGCAGCAGCAGCAGCAGCAGCAGCAGCAGCAGCAGCAGCAGCAGCAGCAGCAAGCGGAGCAGGCGGAGGGGCGAUCACCAGCGGGCGGCCAGGAACAGGGGCUGGCGGCUGAUGACGACGCCGGCGGCUACAUGCAGCCAGAGGAGGCCGACGCCGGAUGGCAGCAGCUGCAGGAUGAGGGGCCGCCCGCGUGGCAGCUGCCGGCCCCGCUGCGCGGCCGCAGGCCCCUGCGCCGCCGCGCCCCCUCCCUUGAUGGCGCCGGCGCGCCCGCGCCCCCUCGCGUCGUGUUGCUCGCCGCGACGCCGGCCGCGCACGCGCGCGCCGCGGCGCUGCUGGCGGUCGCGGCGGCGCAGCUUGAGCGCAAGCACGGCUGCACCCUGGCCUUCCAGCCCCUCCUCGAUUUCGACGAAAGCGCCUUGAUGCACGUUUUCACAUGGCUGGUGCGGCUGCCCCAAGGAGAGCAGCAGGCGUCGGGAUCACACGAGCCCCGGGCGGCCGGUGCCCGUGGUUCUUCGGGUGACACCAGCGGCGGCGAUAGCCAAGGCGUUGCGGCGGCCGCCGCCGGCGGCGAUCGCGGCGGCGACGGCGGCGGCGAUGGCGGCGGCGGGGGCGACGCUGGCGGCCGCGGCGCGGGGCACCCAUUUGCGGGCCUGCCGGUGAGCCGCGUCCUGUACAGCAGCCGGGCCCUUGACCCCCAAAAGCUCGGCAAGGCUGUCGCCGGGGACGUCUCGCAGCACGGCGCCGCGCGCGUCCUCAGCGCCGGCGGGCCCGCCGCGGCCAACGCGCUCGCGGCGCUGUCGGCGGCGCGGCGCCAGAUCAUGCGGUCGAGCUCAGGCGCGUGCGAUCUGGCAGCCCAUGUGGUGAAGCGCUUGGAUCGAGGCGGCCCGUCCGGGCCCAGCCGGGUGUAUGUGUAUGACUUUACAUGCGUAGGCUGCGUGGGGCCCGCCGCGUGGAAGGCCGACACGCGGGCGGCGGCAGACGGGGAGGCGGCGGCUGGUGGCGGCGGCCUAGAGGGAGGCGGCGGCGGAGGCAGCGGCGCUGGCGACGGGGAGCCCGAGCCUGGAGGGGCGGGUGGUUGA